AUGAACUCUCAGCGCGUUACGAACGAACUGCUCGACAAGCGCGGGGCGCGAUACAUUUCACGGCAGAACCUGCCCAUGCCCGGCGACGUUGCCUCUGGCGGCAAACGCGUCGUCUUCAUGCCGUACGGCAACCUUUGGAAGUGGGAGCGAAAGGUCAUCCAUGAGACUAUUGGCCCUGGAAAUCGUAACGUGUUUGCCCCUCUGCAAGAUGUUGAGUCGCGAGCGCUGCUCUACCUGUACCUUGCCGAGCCGGAUCUGUGGAACCAGGCUCACGCUCGAUAUGCCAGCUCCCUGAUCAUGAGCAUGGUGUUUGGCCGAAGGACCAAGUUGGGAGACCCAAAUAUCGAUAGGAUCAUUGACACCAAUAACGAGAUCAUGAAGAUCUUCAAACCCGGCUCCAACUUGAUCGAUUCUUUUCCGUUCCUGGCGUCUACCGGUAUUCCCCUCCCGCGCUCAAUUCAGCCAUGGAGGAACUUCGCUGAAGAGUUUGAGGGUCUCGCCGAGCGGCAGCGGCAGGGCAAGGAUGUGACUUGCUUCGUUUCCGAGUUCCAGAGGCUCGGCAGAGACAAGACGCUUGGCUAUGAGUCGACGGACGACUCUUUCGAAGGGUAUAACCUCCCAGCCGGGACCAAUGUCAUCUGGAAUAGCUGGGGCGUGCACAUGGAUGCAUCCGAGUACGAGCAGCCGGAAAGAUUCUGGCCCGAGAGGUUCCUGAACGAGGACCUAGACAAGCCGAUCAAGGGGCAUUUGGCUUUUGGAGCAGGCCGCCGAGUAUGUCCCGGAUGGGUCAUCGCCAGCAACAGCCUUCACUUGUUGAUCGCGCGUGUCAUGUACUGCUUCGACUUCCACACAGUUCCAGGACAUCUGAUCCCGGUUGGAAGGCCGUUUGAGAUCGGAACAGAGAAGCCGUACGAGGUAAAGGUCACAGUUCGAAGUCCGGCUCACGCGGCCCUCGUCCGGAGGGAGUGCUCGGAGGCAGCAAACAUCGAGUAG
Molecule: messenger RNA, 993 nt
Organism: Fusarium vanettenii 77-13-4
Lineage: Eukaryota; Fungi; Ascomycota; Sordariomycetes; Hypocreales; Nectriaceae
Exons: 4
Coding region: 1-993 (330 amino acids)
Molecular function (GO): iron ion binding; monooxygenase activity; heme binding
Source: RefSeq, a predicted model, not a curated record